AUGGCGGCCUCAGAGACGAGCAGCACAGUGCCUGAGUCUCCAGAACCGGAACCGGAGCCCUGCGAAUCCACACAAGCAGAGCAGAACCAGGAUGAGGAGGAUGAGGACGAGGAAGCAUCUGAAGUCCAGCAGCAGGAGCCUUCAGACCCGGACUCUGUGGAGGAGAGAUUCAGGAUCGACCGCAAGAAGCUGGAGAUCAUGCUGUAUGCUCCCGCAGAAGCUUCUGGACAGUCAGGCGAGGAGUUCUUCGAGAAGGUGAUGCGAGAAACAAACACGCAGGUGAAAUGGCCGUCCAAGCUGAAGAUCGGCGCAAAAUCAAAGAAAGAUCCUCAUGUUAAAGUGGAGGGUAAGAGAGCAAACGUUCUGGAGGCCAAACGCAAGAUUCUGGAGCUUUUAGAGACUAAGGUCAAUAAAGUGACGCUGAAGAUGGACGUCACGCACACGGAGCACUCGCAUGUCAUCGGAAAAGGAGGAGGAAACAUUAAGAAGGUCAUGGAGGAAACUUCCUGUCACAUUCACUUCCCGGACUCCAACCGGAGCAACAGCGCAGGGGAGAAGAGCAACCAGGUGUCAAUCGCUGGACCGGUUCAAGGAGUGGAGUCUGCACGGAAACAGAUCCGGGACCUGCAGCCCCUGGUGCUGACCUUUGACCUCCCGGUGACCCUGGUGGGGGGUGUGGUUGCAGACACGAGCUCUCCGGUGAUCCAGCAUGUGGCGCAGGCGUUUGGAGUCACUGUGAGCUUCAGGACGCAGCCCAAACUCUACUGCAGCACCUGCAGCGUCAGAGGAGUCACAGCUAACACUGCUGCACUCAAGAAGGCGAUCUGUGUGCUGAUGGAGCUGCUGCUGGGGUCAGGAGUGAGCGGGGUAAUGGUGAGCACACAGCUGGAUGUUACUUCUCAACAACACUUGUUCCUGUUGGGGCAAAACGGAGCAAAUUUCCUGACAGUGAUGCACCAGACACACACACAGAUCAUCCUGCCUGACCUCAGCUCUCCGCAACACACACCCUCACUGCUGAUCCAGGGCACGGCUGACGGAGUGUGUCUCGCACGACAGCAGCUCAUGGACUGUCUGCCCGUUUGCCUGAUGUUUGAUUUGAAGGACGAGGGAGAGUCGGACCCUCGCAGACUCACCCAGAUGAUGCAGAACCUGGGCGUUUUCAUCAGCGUCAAACCCAAGGUCAAGCAGACAGCAAAGUCAGUGGUGGUGAAAGGUUUGGAGAGGAACAUUGUCAGUGUAUAUGAGGCCAGACGUCUGCUGCUCGGCCUGGACUCCACUGAGGUCUCUGUGUCCACCAAGAAUGUGUGUGAGGUCUCAGUGAUGAGCAAACCCUCAGUGGACCCUCUGCUGGCCAAUAACGGCAUCACAGGCUACUGGCUCAAUGUUCUCAUGCAACAACUGCGCCUCACUGACACAGGUUCUGUGUCCAUUCCGGAUGCAGUGAUUGGCUCUCUGUCUGGGAAGCCCCGCCCCACUCCUCCACCCCCACCCGGAUUGGCUGUUUCCUCAGAGGAUGGACGAAUUGGACUCAAAGGAGUGGAGUCUAAGUUAGAGAAGAUUCUGGAGAAUGAGGAUCAGCAGACACAGGCAGAGUCCGAGACCUGCGGCACGUCACAUUCAGAGGUGAACGAGGUCAGAGAGGUCAUCGUCAAGGCAACACCCUCAUCAAGGAGAGGUAGCCAAUCAGAGACCUUGAGGGAAUUCAACCAGCCAAUCACGUCCGAGAGGUCAGUGAGGGUGGAUGUGGACAGCGUUUAUCUGAAUAGAGACAGGCGCUGUAGUCUGAGAAUAUUCCCCUCCAUGGAUAUUAAUAAUGAGGAUCAUGAGUAUGAAAGAAAGAAGCUUCUGGCCAAUCAAGCCAUGCAGCAAAAGCCUGUGGUGACAGAGGUUCGAACCCCUACAGACACCUGGAGUGGUUUGGGUUUCUCUAAAUCGAUGCCCACUGAUGCUGUGAAAGAGCUGCGAGCCGUGAGCCGCCGCUGUUACAGACCCUACAACAACAACAACAACAACAAUAACAACAGCCACCACAGCCAGCAGCAGCAGUCGUGGAGUGGGAAGGAACACGGCUGGACCGGAAGCGACUCUGAGAACUGGAGAGAAAGACGUGGAUCUGCAUCUUCAUCUCCUCCUCCUUCAUCCUCCUCCUACAGUUUGUCAGCGUCCCGAACAUCGGAUGUCUUUCUGACCGAGGGUGGGGCUACAGUAUCCAGACAUUUGAUUGGCAGGUCUCCCAGUCCCGCCCACGCUGACGAUCUUAUUGAGUUACUGGCACAGCUGGGGCUGGAGAAAUACAUCGAUAUUUUCCAACAACAGGAGAUCGAUUAUCAGACGUUCCUCACGCUCUCGGAUGAGGAUUUGAAGGAAGUGGGUGUGAGCACGUUUGGAGCUCGCCGGAAGAUGCUUCUCGCCAUCGCAGAUUUAAGUAAGAAGAGGAAAAUUCCAGAAGCGUUUGUUGUGAAGUCUGGAUACCUGGAGGGCGGAGCCAGCGGUCGUCUUCCACGAAUCAUGGACGAGGACGUGGCUGCAAAAAGCAACCGCUGGUGAUGAGACAUGACUGCAAACACUCCACUGUUAUAUCCUAUAAGGCACCCGGGGCCAAUCUGCGUUUCCUGUCAUGUGGCCCACGGGGACCAAUCAAAGUAUGACAUGAUAGAUGAUUUCCAUAUAAGACAGAGAGGACAGAUGUGCUGUGACUCUCAGAGGAAACAUGCAGAGAAGCGUGACCUUCAGCAUGAACCCACUGGCUGUCCGGCAGCAACACUUAGUAUGCAAGUCUGUCUCUCUGACUGUCUCUACCUCUGUUUCUCUGUCUGCCGCUGUUCUAUGCAAAACUUUUAUCUUUAUUUUCUCUUCGUGUGAUGUUCAAAUAUAAGAAAGCUU
Messenger RNA from Danio aesculapii, 2886 nucleotides. It is a transcript of the gene bicc2, whose product is annotated as bicaudal C homolog 2. The transcript is spliced from 19 exons. Lineage: Eukaryota; Metazoa; Chordata; Actinopteri; Cypriniformes; Danionidae. Gene Ontology annotation, molecular function: protein binding; RNA binding. Gene Ontology annotation, cellular component: cytoplasm. The record is from RefSeq and is a predicted model, not a curated record. The coding region runs from base 1 to 2550 and encodes 849 amino acids.